Molecule: messenger RNA, 1317 nt
Organism: Rotaria socialis
Lineage: Eukaryota; Metazoa; Rotifera; Eurotatoria; Philodinida; Philodinidae
Source: the annotation of a GenBank genome assembly
AUGUCUAUCAUAGCGAGAAAAAACCUAUUGAAACUAGCAUGGAAUAUUCAAUUGAAAUGUGUACGACAUCAUCGUGUUAUUCCAAUGCCAGAUCCAAUGCCCUAUACAACAGCUAUAUGGAGAAAAAGAUAUCCGUAUAGACAUAAAACACAAUUUGAAGUUACGCAUGACGAAGUUUAUACGAAAGAUAUGGAAUUAAAAACAUUAGAAGAACGACGUCAAGAAUUCGACCCUCAACCAAUACGUGUUGAUAAAGUAAAUAUUGGUUUUUUAUCACCCACGAAUCCUGUUUCUACAUCAGAAAGUCGUAAACGUUUUGAACAUUAUGCUAAUCAACGAAAUCGAGCUGAUUUAAAAAAACUACAUUACGAUGGUGCUCUUCGACUUCCAAUCGAUGAGGUCCAUGAUGAUUGGUUGUCAAGUAGAUAUUUUUCCGAAAACCUUCGCAUGAUUGCUGAUCACUACGGUGUUUUUGAUGAUUUGUUCAAGCAUGGUUAUUUUGUUCCUCGUAUACCAUUAAAUGUAAAUUAUCCGUACGAUAAUGAUCAAGUUACACCUAUUUAUAGUGGAAACCGACUUUAUGCGAAAGAUGCAAGUGAAAAACCACAAGUUAAAUGGAAAAGUACAAAUGAGUCAAAUGAAUAUUAUACACUAAUAUUUACAAAUCUUGAUGGACAUUUGAAAGAAGAUAAUGCUGAAGUUCUUCAUUGGUUUGUAGGAAACAUUCCUGGAAAUCAAAUUGAUAAAGGUGAAACUCUAUGUACAUAUUUGCCUCCAUUUCCUCCUAAUGGCAGCGGAUGGCAUCGAUGCGUGUUUUUGUUAUAUAAACAUCAAAAUGGGCCAAUUAAUUUUUCAGAAUUAUAUGGACUACUUCCUGAAAAUAGUGUUAGUCUUGAAAAACGUACUUUUCGUACUUUUGAUUUUUUCAAUAAACUCUGUUCGCAUCUACGACCGAUUACCUUAGCUUUCUUUCAAGUUGCAUGGGAUACGAGUGUUAAAAAUAUAUUUCAUAAUAUAUUAGGUAUGAAAGAACCUCGAUACGAAUUUGAUUUUGAACCACGAUAUUUACCUCCACAACAAUUCAGCGUUGAAAUGGCACCAUUUCAUCGUUAUCUUGAACAAUAUCGCGAUCGAAAAGAUGUUAAUGAAGAAGUUAUUAAGCAUUAUUUAAAAAUGACAUGUCCAUUCAACGGUUAUCCUAAUGUGCCAAAAUAUCCAUUAGCAGCACCUAAUGAAAAAUGGGUACCUGACUGGUAUAAAUAUGAAUUAGUUAAAUAUCAUAAACGACAAGGAAAAUGGAAGAUGAUGCCAUUCUAG